UGGAUAUAGUAUUUAUUCAUCACACCAAAUAUAUCAACGUAGUCAUUCCUGCUCACUUUAAUCCCUUGCUGUAGCUCAAUGUCGUCGGGUACACGACUUCAUUCGGCACGUCGUUCAUGAACGACAUGGCUACCGAGGACGAUGCUCCCAUCGCUCGCCUUCGCCAAGCUGGCGCCAUAUUCGUGGGGAAAACCAACAUGCACGAGAUCGGCAUGGGGACGUUUGGCAUCAACAUCUUCACUGGCACCCCUCGCAACCCAUACAACGACCAGCACAUGACCGGCGGGUCCUCCAGCGGGUCUGCCGCGGCCGUGGCAGCUGGCCUCGUGCCCCUCGCCAUCGGCUGCGACGGAGGGGGGUCGAUUCGAAUUCCCGCCGGAUUGUGCGGCAUCGUGGGGAUCAAGGCCACGUACAUGCGCGUUCCGUUCCACUUUCAAGGCGGUCCCAGUGUCGCGAACGUCGGGCCGUUGGCAGCCACGGUGCAGGAUCUGGCGUUGGCGUACGCGGUGCUCGGUGGGGCCGACCCCGACCAGCCGUUGAGUGUGUGCCAGCCCCCGCCGUUCGUGCUGCCCCCCUCGACGCCUCCGUCCUUGGCAGGGCUCCGGGUCGGCGUCUUUUCUGCCUACGUCGAAGGGUCGGAUCCGCAGAUUAAAUCGGCGUUCUGGGACACCGUCGCGUACUUGAGAGAACUGGGGGCCACGGUGGUCGAAGUGGAAAUUCCCCACCUCCAAGCGCUGCACUUGAGUCACUCGAUCACGAUUUUGACCGAGAUUUCACAACAUUUUGAUUCCCAACCGGUAGCAUCGUUCAGCCCCGACGUUCAAAUCGCAUUGGCUUUGGGAAAACAAACGUUGGACUCAGCCGACUUCUUGGCGGCCCAAAAAAUUCGUGCGUACGCCUUGGGAGUGACUAACCAGUUGUUUCAUCAAGUGGAUGUGUUCCUAACGCCAACCACUGCAACUUUGGCUCCUCGACUGGAAAACGACGUGUUCAAGGCGGGGCUGUCGGAAUUGUCGCUUACGACGGCCUUGAUGCGGUACAUUAUCCUUGGAAAUAUGGUGGGCAUUCCAGGAUUGUCGGUCCCAAUCGGCUUUGCUGACGAGUCGAAUUUGCCGAUAUCAUUGCAGUUGCAAGCCAAACACUGGAACGAGCACGUGUUGAUUGACCUGGCGCGCACAUUGGAAGCCCGUGCUCCGACCAAAAAGCCAACCUUGUACUUUUCAAUCCUCGAACCGUCUUCGGCAUAGGUAUCUCGCACGAGGAUUGCUGCGUAAUGCUCGUAAUUCAUUCUUUGAAUACAUUUCUGUCGAUCAAC
This is a messenger RNA of Aphanomyces astaci, 1315 nucleotides long. RefSeq lists its product as hypothetical. Gene Ontology annotation, molecular function: catalytic activity. The coding region runs from base 117 to 1247 and encodes 376 amino acids. The transcript has a single exon. The record is from RefSeq and is a predicted model, not a curated record. NCBI's taxonomy places the organism in Eukaryota, Oomycota, Saprolegniomycetes, Saprolegniales, Verrucalvaceae.